AUGAGGGGUGCAAUCCAUCCCCCAACAUGCCCCAUGGAGCUUUCUGUAUUUUUCUUCCCCAGAAGCUCAAACAUCAACAGUUAUUCACUAAAAGGUACAUCAGGAAACGAUGAACGCGUGUUCAAAACCCUUAAUCUUGCUCCGUUGGUGAAGAAACCGUUAUCAUGCCGCAAACACCUUCUUAUUAUGAAGAAACGUCUUGCCAACAACAACCCGGAUGCUCACUACAUAAAAGGUAUAAUAUGGUACUUUAACCUUGAUCAUUGUGACGUUGGUCUCCACCAUAUUGGCAUAGCAGCUAACGGAGGCCAAAAAGAAGCAAUCUACAUAGGAAGGACUGAAGAGGGAAAAACCUAUAUGAGCCAAUUUGAAUGGGCUAAAGACACCACCAUGGCUGAAACGUGUUGGAAACAAAUCAAAACUUCACUAAAUGGGAUUAGAGUGGCGAGAAAAAGAUGCUACAUGAUAUCACUUCGCAACAUGAAACCCCCCGACGUGUGCCAUCCAAGAGAUUUGGACAACACAUGUGAGAAAUGUUUUUUCUACAAACAAAUGUUUAAGUUUAUUUUUAUGGUAUAA
This is a messenger RNA of Arabidopsis thaliana (thale cress), 579 nucleotides long. Its product is annotated as nucleic acid-binding, OB-fold-like protein. The coding region runs from base 1 to 579 and encodes 192 amino acids. Lineage: Eukaryota; Viridiplantae; Streptophyta; Magnoliopsida; Brassicales; Brassicaceae. The transcript is spliced from 3 exons. The record is from RefSeq and is marked reviewed.